Molecule: messenger RNA, 2496 nt
Organism: Clupea harengus (Atlantic herring)
Lineage: Eukaryota; Metazoa; Chordata; Actinopteri; Clupeiformes; Clupeidae
Gene: syt19
Product: synaptotagmin XIX
Biological process (GO): calcium ion-regulated exocytosis of neurotransmitter; synaptic vesicle endocytosis
Cellular component (GO): axon; synaptic vesicle membrane; dense core granule
Molecular function (GO): calcium ion binding; phosphatidylserine binding; calcium-dependent phospholipid binding
Source: RefSeq, a predicted model, not a curated record
GGAAACAGUAAAAAAUGUCUACAAGUAUACUUUGGAUUCUUAUGGAGUGAACCUUUCCGUACAAAGCACUACUACUUUUUUACCACAGUUUGCCGUUCAGUUAUCUUACCUCUAGACAGUUGGGCAUUUGAAUACAGCCUAGUGAUAAGUUUCAUGCAGGAACAAUUUUGCAAAUAGUGUCACUGGAUCCCAGCCGAGGCCAUCUUUAGGCUUGUGGACAGCCCCUAGCGUGUGUGUGCUCAUAGAGCAUAAAAGAAGGCCCAUGAGAGGGGGCGGAAUUAAAUUAGAAAGUUCACAGACUGGUUCUUCCAGGGACACACUGACAGUCAGGUGAUGCCUUCACUAGAACUGCUGUAACAUGGAGUUGGUGUAGUGGCGGAAUGUAAGUACCAGACUGGAGAAGCAUUGGCGGAGAGGAUAGUGUCUUAAAAGGGUUUCAUUCUAUGGCCGACAAAAAUGAUUAUUCUCCCGGGCACCGAGCAGUUGGACAUUCGAAUGCCGUUUCCAGAUGAAGUCAAGUACUCUAUUUUGGGCAUCUCUAUUCUGCUCUUCCUCAUAGCUAUGGGCAUUCUUAUCUGGCAAGUUCAAAAAUGCUGUGUCAGGGCUCAUGAUUCAAAAGAUUCAGUGAGCAGCUUGGUGACAGAAGACAAAAGUGACCUGAGUGGAAGCUCCUCUUUUUACAGUCAGAGACCAAGAUUUAAGGAAGAGUACGCCCAUGAGCAGGUGCGCAGGCUGAGCCGUUGCCUCUCACAGGACUCUCCAUCGGCCUCAGUACUGAACGGCAGCUUGGAGAGCUUGGAGGACCAGGAGGAGGAGGAGCAGAUGCGUGGCUCCCUGCACUUCUCCCUCUACUACGACCAGCUGCAGGCCCAGCUGGUGGUGACCGUGCUGGAGGCCAGAGAGCUGCCCCUGCGUGACUUCAGACACAGUGUGAACCCUUUCGUUCACGUGCGUCUCCUGUGGGCCAGAGAGGCGGAAAACGAAGAAGAGGAGGAGGAUGAUGAAGAAGAGGAGAGGAGGAGGAAGGAGAAGAGCUUCGGCAACCCCCAGCCUAUGCAGUGUGUGCUUCAAGAGUGGCAGUCGCGGCUGGUGCAGAACAGCAGCAACCCGGCCUUUGGGGACCAGUUCUCCUGCGCUGUGCCUGAGGAGGACGUCCUCCGCAUCACUGUGAAACUGGAGGUUCGUGACUUUGAUAAGUACUCCAGGCAUGAGAUUCUGGGGGAGGUCCGCACACCUUUGAGAAAUUUGAAUAUUUCGUAUCCUCUGGAGCUGUGGCAGGAUCUACAACGACCCAGAAAGGACUUGGUUGGUGAAGUGCUCCUUUCUCUGAAGUACAUGCCCACAUCACAGAGGAUAGAGGUGGGUGUCCUGAAGAUCAGGAUAAUUUCAAAGUCCACCGGGACAGCCAGAGCACUGUAUGUCAGGGCCAGUGUCCAAUGCAACCAGUGCAAGCUCCGGCAUCAGAAGACAGCCACGAAGCCCCAGUGGGACGUCACGGUCUUCAAUGAGGUCAUGAUUUUUGUGCUGCCUGACUCUCAUGUACGGGAGUGCACCAUUGCGGUGAAUGUAUAUGAGGUGCACCCCGAAAAGAAAUCAUCAAAACACCUGAUUGGCCAGCUAACCAUGGGGAAGGGGAGACAGUCAGAGGAUGAACACUGGAAGCUGAUGACGCGGUCGCUUCGACAGCCAAUCGCAAAGUGGCAUCCCCUGUAUGUGUGAAACCUCUGGACUGCAUGUUUUCCUGGCUUUUCCAGUUUCUGAGGAUAUUGCAUAUUUAUGAGACUUACAUGGCUAACUUCUGUAACCCUUUACUUAAACCCAGUAUUCGCAAAGCAAAAUACACCAAAAUGAUUGACAUAAGUCUAAUUAUUUAUAUAUAGUAAUGACUGCACUCAUAAGCAUUACGAUGUUAUAUAAGCCCUUACGGCUGAAUGCAUAAUAAAGCUUCUUCUACCUCUUGAUGAUGGCACUGAUGACAUCUUUGCCUUCUGUUCAAUGCUGUUUAUUGACCAAAUGCUCUUUAAGGAGCCGUAUGUCCAUACAAGCUUUCAUAAUAACAUAAUAGUUGUGUAGAGCUUAUACUACAACAUCAUGACACUUUAUGAGUGCAGUCAUGUCUAUUUAUAAAUAGUUAUAUAGAAUUAUGUUAUUCGCUAUAAUGCUUUACGAAUACUUUAUAAACAUUUAUAAAUGUGUUUAUCAUGCUUUAUGUGUAAAGUUUUGCCACAUUGUUAUGGAGUCCUACUGACUUCUACACACACUACUAGAGGAAAGUUGGUUUCUUUUAUCUCAUUAUUCUUUGUGUGCAUCUUUAUCUUUAUAACUGAGUGAAUUUGGUUAUGUGUCACACCCAGCCAUUUAACAGGCUGCUAAGAAGAGCACUUGAGUAGCCCUAAGUUUGAACAACUCGGCUCCCUACAACACAGGACAUGAUACUGACGACUGUAGAGAAUGUGUAAACGUAAAGGUUUUAAUAAAGAAAAUCACUAACUAAAA